AUGCGGUGGACGGCCUGGGCGGAGAGCUCCGGGAUCCGGGGGAUUCCGCCGGUGGAGCCCGGCGCCGGGGUCCUGGGGCUUCCGCCGGUGGAGUCCGGCGCGGGCUGGGACGGCAUUCCCGCGAGCGGCGGAGUGGCGGCGCCGCGGGGCAAGAAGGGAGAGGAGACGGCUGCGCCUGUGACUGGGCGGAGUUUUUCAUUUAUUUUGAAAAAAUCCACUACGCGGCGGACGGCCUGGGCGGAGAGCUCCGCCGGGAUCCGGGGGUUUCUGCCGGUGGAGCCUGACGCCUGGAUCCGAGGGCUUCCGCCGGUGGAGCCCGGCGGGGGCUGGGACGGCAUUCCCGCGAGCGGCGAGUGGCGGGUCAAGAAAGGAGAGGAGACGGCUGCGCUGCGCCUGUGA
Miscanthus lutarioriparius is the source of this 399-nucleotide messenger RNA. NCBI's taxonomy places the organism in Eukaryota, Viridiplantae, Streptophyta, Magnoliopsida, Poales, Poaceae. The record is from the annotation of a GenBank genome assembly.